AUGGCUCGCGAAUUCCGCUGCUUCCUUCUCAUAACAGCAGACAAAGCAAGCAAACGCCGUGAAGGCCUGUUGUUCAGACGUUACGUUACCGCCCUCGCCAAGUCGCCUCGACAAUGGUUCCGCAUGCGCGACACAGAUGCUCUGAUCCGCUUUACCAUGGGCGCAGCUCUGGUCUGUAACGAUCUCGAUGACGUACAUUAUACCGAAGAACAGUUCGAGGCUUUGGAUGAACUCGGCGCCACUCUCUACGACAGUGUAGCCUUCUACAAACACCGGUCCGAGGGCGAGACAAACUCCACGUUCGCAUACGCGCCUUCCGAUAUCCGUAUCAAGGCUUUCCACCAGUCCCGUGAGUUGCUCUGGGCUCUCGAUGUUGCUUGGGCGGGCAAGCGAGAACACAUGGUUAUCAUCAAUUUCUUACGAUUCUUCGGUGGUCCUAUACAUAUGAUGAUGCGUCGCUACCGGUUCAUCGAAGAUGGAAUGAUGAUUGGUCGACCUGAGACUACCGCCGUCAUCACACAAGCACGCCAACAGUUCAAGCUCUGGAACCGCGUCGACAUGCAGGAUGGCGAUGCCAAGGACGUUGAGCGCUACAACCACUUAAUGGCGAGAAGUGAUGAGCUCAUGUUCAACGGCCUCCGUGAGUUCCUCGACGCGAGCAGCGAGGAUACUUGUAAGGGCUGUCAGCAUCGUGAGACACAUGGUGGACAUACUUCUUUCUCGUUUGGUGGAAUAAAGCUAUGCGACGGCUGCAAGGAGUCUUGGGGUGCGUACGUCGAGUCUUUCUCGGCUCGGUUCGCGGAAGUGUUUCCGGAGAUCAAAAACGUGAUGACAACUUAA
Molecule: messenger RNA, 840 nt
Organism: Alternaria hordeiaustralica
Lineage: Eukaryota; Fungi; Ascomycota; Dothideomycetes; Pleosporales; Pleosporaceae
Gene: ABA3
Product: Molybdenum cofactor sulfurase
Exons: 3
Coding region: 1-840 (279 amino acids)
Source: RefSeq, a predicted model, not a curated record